AUGCUCUGCUACCCGAUCUUGCUGCCGACCGUCGACCCGGAGCCCCGGCUGGAGGCGCUGAAGAAGCGGAUGCAAGAUACGAUUGGCACAGUGGCCGACAUGGUCAAUAAGGGCAUGAACGCCUUCGAGGAUUUUGAGGGACAGCUGAUUCAGGAGGUGUUGAGUGAACAUAAGGGUGGAACUAAGGAUCAGUUGCUGACGGCGCUCCGCGACGGCAUGGACAAACACGGGCCGGAAGGAAUCCAGCGCGUCUACCUGGUACACGAGGGCGCUAAAAACGCGACGCUGUUUGGGUGCCCGAAGCAGAGCUGUGGCUGGAAGCGUCAGGACAAGUAUCUGGUGAUGUCGAUCCGAUACCCGGCCAUCCCCUACAAGCACAACAACGAGAACUUCCAGCUGGCCGCCCACUCGCUGGAGCGGCGCAUGGCUGUGCUUGACGUCAUGCAAGGCAACGAGGAUUACCUGGAUGUCCUAGAGUUGAGCGUGGCUACCGUAUGCAUCCCGCACAUUGUCGUGGACCAGGAGCUGAUUGGCACAUACCUCAAGCGGCUGCAGGACAAGUUGCAGCUCAUGUUGCAGGGUGUUGAUGAGAUGCUGGACUUGGUGUUGGCCAAAAUGGAUGCCUACGACAAGGAUAUCUUCCACCGCCGAAUGCGCGCCUACACGGAGUUGGACACCGCCGAGCAGUGGCUGAUGACGCUGAAGCACCAGUUUGACGACCUUGGGCGGGCCGGCAUCGACACCGCCUACAUCGUGGCAGUCAGCGGGCGCUCAAAUCAUAGCGGCUACUACGCUAGCCAACAGCGGGAUUUACCCCUACAAGGGGUUUCCACAGGGUGCAAGAGCUUUGUCUGGCGCAGCCCGACGAAUCGAUGGUCGCACGAAUGGGACACGUUGGUCCAGACGGAAGUGGAGAAAUUGAGGACCGCGCUUGAGAAAAACAAGGACAUAGCGCACAAGGAUGUGGAAGCUAUUCUCACCGGCGAGCUGCUUCGAACCUUCCCCAACUUUAUCCUGUCCUGGGCGCCAAGGGAUUCGCCGCAACCCCUCGCGGUGAUGGAGGCCGGGCAGGAAGUGCUCGGCAGCUACGACAUCUCCACACACCAAUACCUAUUUGACACCCAGAACGCGUCGAUCAUCUACAGUCUGCUUCUUCUUCACCCUUACCCGCCAAAA
Molecule: messenger RNA, 1176 nt
Organism: Mesorhabditis spiculigera
Lineage: Eukaryota; Metazoa; Nematoda; Chromadorea; Rhabditida; Rhabditidae
Source: the annotation of a GenBank genome assembly